AGAGAGAGAGAGAGAGAGAGAGACUAAAAUAAAUAUAAAAAUCCCGUUAGAGAGACGCACAUUCACAGUCUCACAGACAACAAACAUGGCUGUCAUCGCGACGUUCAUGAGCACAAUAUUUUUUUCACUUCUCAGCCAGCACGCCGCACAGGAGUGGAAGGAGUACCCAUCACCCGGCAUCCUUGUCAGCCGCCCUAACGCAUCCAGCCAUGACACUCACAAGUUCUGCAUUAACUACUUCCGACCCAUCACCAAACUGGCUGUUAGUGAAGACUCAGCGCAAUACUACCAAGUCUCUGAUGCGCUGGAGUGGAAUGUGUGUGAUGAGUCUGAGCCGCCUCCUGCCACCACUGAUUUCAAAGACAGGCUGGUCUUCAUUACCGAUAACAACUGCUCCACUGUUGCCCAGGCCAGCAGAGUGCAGAGUUCUGGUGCUGUUGGUACCCUGAUAGUGAGAGACACAGAGAAGAUUGUCCGUAUUAAUGAAACUAAGUACAAUCUCACUCUGGCCUUCAUUCAUAAUGACAGCUACACUAAGAUCAUGGAAUCAGGGGAUGAGGUGACUGUGGGCAUGUACUCACCAGUCAUCACUCCGUUCACUCCCAGCCUGGUGAUCAUAUGGGUGAUGGCUCUCUUCACUGUGGCCCUGGGUUCCUUUUGGUCCGGUAAAGUUCGCCACAAGCUGUAUCUGAACGAGAGGGAGACGAUAGUGAGGGUGCCAGGAGAGGGGGAGCAGGAGAGUGUGGGAGGAAUGCCACAGGAAGAGACGUCCAUGCAUGUGUCGCCCUUUAGUAUUGUGGGGUUUGUCAUCCUGAUGUGCCUCAUGCUGCUCAGUCUGUACUACUUCUAUCAGUAUCUGGUGUACGUCAUCAUGGCUAUGUUCUGCAUCGCCUCCUCCAUGGCUGUCUUCUCCUGCCUGCACCCGCUUGUGUCCCGCAUCCCUUGUGGCACCUGCAGGACUCCUUACUUCAACAUCUACCUGGUGAGGGGAACGCUGGAGCUGCGCCAGAUCCUGCUGCUGGUGUUUGCUGUCAGCAUGGCCAUAUUGUGGGUGGUGAUGAGGAAGCAACCCUGGGCCUGGAUCCUGCAGGACACUCUAGGCAUUGCAUUCUGCAUCAAUGUUCUGCGGAUGGUUCGAUUACCAAACCUGAAGAUCUGCACCAUCCUCCUGAGUGGCCUGCUGGUGUAUGACAUCUUCUUCGUCUUCAUCACUCCUCUCAUCACAGCAGACCGCAAGAGCAUCAUGGUGGAGGUGGCCAAGGGAGGAGCAAGCCACGAGCAACUACCCAUUGUCCUGAAGGUGCCAAAUUUUGCGAAGGAGAUCACUCAGGUGUGCUCCUCUAUAGAAGACUACAACCUCUUAGGCUUUGGUGAUAUUCUGGUGCCUGGUCUCCUCAUAUCCUUCGCGUUCUCCUUCGACCUGCAAGUGGGCACGCCUCGCUAUGUCUACUAUGUGGUGAAUGUUAUAGGCUAUGGUGUGGGUCUCCUGGUCACCUUCGUUGCCCUGUGGCUGCUGAGUGGUGCCCAGCCAGCCCUCCUCUACCUGGUGCCCUUCACUCUCAUCCCCACGAUGCUCACAGCUCUCAUACGUGGGGAGUUUAAGGCCAUUUGGUCAGCUGACUCGGAUAAGCAACACCAUAAAUUUUGCUAGGUGUCUUCCUGCACCACAUCCUCUACCUUGUCUGCCAGUUUGAUACGGAAAGCGGAGACGAAGGAGGGGAAGUAGAGGCGGGUGAGGACGACAGCACAGAGGAGGACCUUCCCAACGGCACCUAAAAGUAUCCAGUUCUAGGUAGCAGAUCAUCGCUGCUCAUUCCCUCUUCACUGCCCUGAACUGUCUAAAAUGUAGCCCUCUUCAGGUAGUGUUUCAUUGCCUUGGGGUCGUUCCUUGAAGGUUGUGAUGGAGCAGUAAGUGAAGUGAAGUGAGAGAUUGGUGAGUGGUGGCCUGCCUCAUCAUAUCAGCGUGACAUGUUGAGUGCAUUCCAAGCACUUAUGUGUAUUUGUGUGUUUUCACCUCACUAUGUGGUCUUGAGUGUAUGUAACUUUGGUGUAUGAGAGAGACCGAGAGAAAAGGAGAUUAACAUGCCUCAGGUCAUUCCAGGCAACAGAGAAUUAUUAAUCAAGAGGUUACUGGAAGUAUUAAAGACAAGUUUGUCUAUUGCCAUUAUCUCCUAAGUGCAACAAAAGCUGUACAUAAUAUCAUGCAAACAAUCUUUCUUACUACAUAGAUCUGAGCAUGGUAGAGUCUCCUUCCUGACAGCGCUGAAGCUUGUUCUUUCAAGGCCAAUUAGAACUAGAUGCUGCAGUGUUAGAGAGCAAGACUGUGGAUGAGACAGUUUCCAAGAUGAGAGAUUGUGUGGUUCUAUCUUGCUGCUGACAAUAACAUUAAUGGCUGGGAGUAAAGAGAAGUGUUAAAGAGCUUAUUGGGUUCAGAGGAAGAGUUAAAUAGUCAUUGCAGAGUAUAAGGGAAAGACUUGUGUGGAAGGAGGGGAGAUUAGAGCACUGGGAUUGUGAUGCUGUGUGAUGCUAAAGAUAGAAUGAUGAACUAUAGGAAUGUGAUGUCUAUUUGUGAUGCCACUUUUUAAUAAUCUCUCUUUAUCAGGCUUUAAUCAGAAACUUGCACAAAGGCUUUUACCUUUUCAUAAUUCUAAGGUCAGUAGAUUUUAAAGCAAUCACAGAAAUUGUUACUAAUGCACCAUUGGGAAAGAUUCUAACCUGGUAUAAGAAAUGCAUGACUAGAACUGAAAACUGGUGAGCUAUUUUGAGAUCAUUGAGAAGUAUUAAAUCUUCACCACAUAUCAGAGACCUAACACACAGUCUUACACCAGGGUAGAGUUGUCUCAAUAGUACAUCUACAAUAUCUUAAAGCUGGUUAUCAAAGAGUUUUUUCUUGACAUGAGCAUUUUUUGAAGUUUGAAGAAUUGCAGGAAUGCUUGAUGGUGCAAAUUUAUAAGGCAUUAAUUUUAUAUCAUAGUGUUUUGUUUGAUUUUAUUUUGUUUAGUAAAGUAUGUGUUAAUCAUUUAUAUCUGGGUAAUUUAUGUAUAAAAUGUAGGAACUAUAUUUCAGGAAUGCUUAAGUAAUGAAUUUCUCAUCUAUUUACUAAUUUUGCUUUGUUUUUUAUAGUAUAGUUUGUUUGAAUGAUUUAUGUUCAAUAUUCUGUGUCAAAUGUUGUGUUUCUUUAUUUACUUGUGCUUCUUUUACUGUGCUUCAUUUAUUGCAGAGUUUGUUGACUUUGUUGUGCAGGACUGGGUGUGUUUGGCCUCAGUGAGAUUACAGUAACUGAGAGUAUUAGUGUGUGUGUGUGUGUGUGUGUGUGUGUGUGUGUGUGUGUGUUCAGUAUUUUU
Molecule: messenger RNA, 3344 nt
Organism: Portunus trituberculatus (swimming crab)
Lineage: Eukaryota; Metazoa; Arthropoda; Malacostraca; Decapoda; Portunidae
Product: signal peptide peptidase-like 2B
Exons: 13
Coding region: 86-1651 (521 amino acids)
Biological process (GO): membrane protein proteolysis
Cellular component (GO): cytoplasmic side of endoplasmic reticulum membrane; lumenal side of endoplasmic reticulum membrane; Golgi-associated vesicle membrane
Molecular function (GO): aspartic endopeptidase activity, intramembrane cleaving
Source: RefSeq, a predicted model, not a curated record